Messenger RNA from Arabidopsis thaliana (thale cress), 2727 nucleotides. Its product is annotated as clathrin adaptor complexes medium subunit family protein. Gene Ontology annotation, cellular component: clathrin adaptor complex; cytoplasmic vesicle membrane. The record is from RefSeq and is marked reviewed. Bases 177 to 2018 code for a protein of 613 amino acids. The transcript is spliced from 8 exons. Lineage: Eukaryota; Viridiplantae; Streptophyta; Magnoliopsida; Brassicales; Brassicaceae. Gene Ontology annotation, biological process: vesicle-mediated transport; intracellular protein transport.
GGCCCAUCAUCGUUUAGAUACUCCGUCGGAGUCUUCUUCUUCGUCAUCGUCCCAAAACCAACCAGAACGGCUCUGUGAUCGGAACCGCCGUAUACAUCAAUUCAACUACGUAUGUGCCUUCGUCCCUUAGCUUAGCCAGAUUCAUCACUGGGGAUUUCAUCAGCAGCCGUACAAUUAUGCCCUCUGGUUGCAGUAUCAGAGCUCUCUGGAUCAUCAACAAUCAAGACACUGUUGUUUUCUCCAGGAGGUUUCCGGUCGUCGAGAAGCAAUGGUGCUCCGCUUACAAGACGGAGAACGAAAACACUGGAUUAGAUCUUCCUAGACUUCCCACUGAUCAACAAAUCUCCGAUUCUUUUACUCGAAGAAAGAGACGGGAAGGCUCUACUCGUGGAUAUGGUAUACGUGUUGCUCAAUCCACCAAAGGAUCGGAUUCUUGGGUUGAUGAUCCCAUCACUCGUCAUAUUAUCAGCCUUUGCUUAACCGAAGAAGAUGAUGAUGAUGAUGAUGAAAGGAACAUUCUCUGGCCUAUUGCUCUGCAUACCAAAGCGCUUUACUCUAUCCUCGUCUUGCCUUUGGUUGAGCCAAAGGAGAUGAAGGAUUACGUCAAGCUUUGUAGGAGAUCUGAUUGUGGACCAGCUGUUGGUGAAGAUUUGAGUUUAUCAUCUCUCUUGCUUAACAUUUCAUCCAUUACAGGGGCUUUUAUGGUGGCUCAUGCAUUUGGUGACAUCAUUUCUGGUGAUACAGUGGAACCUGAGGUUGUUGUAAGUGUGUCACCAUCAGUUGGGGGGUUGUUUGAUUCACUAACUGGAAGCAUUGGUAUCUCAUCGAGGGCUAAACCUGUAGCUGCACCUGUUGCAUCAUCUAACCCGUCUGGAGCUGCAAUAACUGGAGCUACAGCAUCGGAUGCUCCCAAAGCAGGGUCAAGAUUACUGGAUAGAGAUUUACUUAGAAACUUUAUUGCUACUGCUAUGCCGUUUGGUACCCCAUUAGACCUCAGCUUGUCUAAUAUAUCUGCUAUGAAAGCGAAUGGUUUUUCCUCUGCUGAUCCUCCUCCCCAAGAACUUAAGCAACCAGCAUGGAAGCCAUACCUGUACAAAGGAAAGCAAAGGCUAUUGUUCACAAUUCAUGAGACCGUUAGCGCUGCAAUGUACGACCGCGAUGAGAUUCCUGAUAAUGUAUCUGUUGCGGGACAGAUAAACUGUCGGGCAGAACUAGAAGGGCUGCCUGAUGUGUCGUUUCCUCUAGCAGGGCUGAGUACAGCCCAUAUCGAAGCUAUAUCUUUCCAUCCAUGUGCCCAAGUUCCAGCACAUGGGAUUGACAAGCAGAACAUUGUUUUCCAGCCUCCCUUGGGUAACUUUGUUCUCAUGCGAUACCAGGCAGGUUGUGGACUCGGACCACCAGUGAAAGGGUUCUAUCAGCUAUCAAUGGUUUCAGAAGACGAGGGUGCAUUCCUCUUCAAGGUGCACCUCAUGGAAGGUUACAAGGCUCCUCUGUCAAUGGAAUUUUGCACUAUUACUAUGCCCUUUCCACGGAGACGGAUAGUGGCAUUUGAUGGGACUCCGUCAGCUGGGACUGUUUUAACCACAGAACACUCUGUUGAGUGGAGGAUUCUGGGCAGCGGACGUAGUCUUUCUGGGAAAAGCCUUGAGGCAACUUUCCCUGGGACAAUCAAGUUUAGUCCAUUGCAGAGCAGAAGAAAAGGGGAUGGGGAUGAUGAAGAGAGUGAGGAUGAGAGCGCUGAGAAUGUGGUGAACGUGGAGGACUUCUUGGUGCAGAAAAUGAACAAGGAUCUCCCAGCAGCUGAGUUGGAGGAACCGUUCUGCUGGCAAGCCUAUGACUAUGCCAAGGUCUCGUUCAAGAUUGUCGGGGCAUCUGUAUCUCGAAUGUCAAUCGACACAAAAUCAGUCAAUAUCUACCCAACCACAAAGUCACCGGUUGAGUUUUCUGCUCAGGUGACUUCAGGGGAUUAUAUAUUGUGGAACACAUUGGGGAAAGCUCCAUCAGCAGCCGUCGUGUGAUUUCCCCAAGUCGCAGCCUCACUGGUAUUGUAUUUUCCCAUCCCAAGGAAGUGAUUUAUUUGUUUGAGUUUGAAAGCAUUAAACGUAUGAAUGAGCAGUUUGAUUUUUACAGCGGAAGUGUAUCUGUACAUUAUUGUUGUUUCUUGAGAGAUAAAGAAAGAUGAAUGUUGUUUUAGUUGCAAAUCUGUCUGGAAUGGAACAUGUGAUAAUAAAACUCGUAAGGUGGUUGUGUUCAUGAAGUUGCCACUGUUUCAUAAUUAGUCUACAAGCCUAAGAAAGAAAUUGCUCUAUAUAGAGAAUGCUAUCUAGAUAUAGUAUAUAUCCAGCUCAUAAAGGAGAUUAUAAUCCAAGGUUUGCAGCAAUAUGAGGUCUGUAUUUUAUGAAAUUACAAAAUUAGAAGAAAAAUAUCAAUCAAUUUAAAGAUUGUUGUUGCCACGUCAAUGACACUGUCUCUGUAGUUCCAAUGAGCUUGGAAUAACCACCGACAGAUCUCAUUCAUAGGGAGCAAGCUGCCAUUGGAGGUUAAUUCCAUUUUUUUCAUAAUAAAGGUUAACUGUCCAAACUCGAAACCCUGAUUUAUUUAGUUUUCAAUAAAUGUUUUCAUGCCUUUUAAGAGUGUGUGCUAAGCUAACAGAUGAGCUGUUAUUACCUUGAAAACUCUAAUCUAUCUUAAUUUAAUAAGUUCUUAAAUAUCUUUCCAACUUUUUUU